This is a messenger RNA of Lactuca saligna, 516 nucleotides long. NCBI's taxonomy places the organism in Eukaryota, Viridiplantae, Streptophyta, Magnoliopsida, Asterales, Asteraceae. The record is from the annotation of a GenBank genome assembly.
AUGCUUGGAAUUCCAAUGGGUGACCAAAAAGUGGAAGACCUUAGUUUUCGACCUGCAAAAGAUGAAUGUUAUAGCAAAUGGAUAUCCCAAUUUCAUAAAGCAGAAAACAUUAGAUUGAAUGAUAUCACGAAUGCAAUUAUAUCAUCAAAAGAGGCUGAUUUCAACUUCAAACUCAAUUUCAUUGUUCUGUUUUGCAACACUCUAGUUGAAAGUACACCUGCAGUUAAUAAAGAUAGAGUGCAUCACAAAUUUUAUAAUAUAGAUGGAGAACCUGAAAAUUUGGAAAUUACUCAAAACGUUCAAACAACUUUGGAAAAUCAACAUCUUCCAAAAGCAUGUGUUCAGGUCGAGCAUAUCAUUGAAGGAGAAAGACUUCGUAAACUUCUGAAUGAUUUGAGACAAUCAAAUUACAGUGAGCAAGAUAUCAAUUCGAUUCUUAAUAUCACCAAAGAACAACUUAAGGAAUUUGAUGACUUCUUUCAUAAAUCAAAAGAGAUCUCAAACGUAUAUUUUUAA